UAGCUGGACAGCUGAAAUGUGAGGGGUCACAAUGGGAGGAUAAAUACAAGGGCUAGCGGGCUGAGGGGGUGUCGCAGACGAAAGCAGGAUCUUCUCCCUCCCUCUCUCUUCUCUCAGCUCUCCUCCUAACCUCAAAGAGUCAGGAUGCCUCACGCAUACCCCUUCCUCACUCCUGAGCAGAAGAAGGAGCUCAGUGAUAUUGCUCAGAAGAUCGUCGCUACCGGCAAGGGAAUCCUCGCCGCAGAUGAAUCUACCGGCAGCGUUGCCAAACGCUUCCAGAGCAUCAAUGCUGAGAACACUGAGGAGAACAGGAGGCUGUACCGCCAGCUCCUCUUCACCGCUGAUGACCGCAUCAAACCUUGCAUUGGCGGAGUCAUCCUCUUCCAUGAGACCAUGUACCAGAAGGCCGAUGAUGGCAAGUCCUUCACCCAGUACCUCAAAGACAGAGGCAUGGUGGUGGGCAUCAAGGUCGACAAAGGUGUUGUCCCCCUGGCCGGAACCAACGGCGAGACAACCACCCAGGGUCUUGAUGGACUGUAUGAGCGCUGCGCCCAGUACAAGAAGGAUGGUGCUGACUUUGCUAAGUGGCGCUGUGUGCUGAAGAUCACCCCCACCACUCCCUCAAGACUAGCCAUCAUUGAGAACGCCAAUGUCCUGGCCCGCUAUGCCAGCAUCUGCCAGAUGCAUGGCAUUGUCCCCAUCGUCGAGCCUGAGAUUCUCCCUGAUGGUGACCAUGACCUGAAGCGCUGCCAGUAUGUUACUGAGAAGGUCCUGGCUGCCGUAUACAAGGCCCUGUCCGACCACCAUGUCUACCUGGAGGGCACCCUGCUCAAGCCUAACAUGGUUACCGCUGGACACUCCUGCUCACACAAGUACAGCAACCAGGAGAUCGCCAUGUCAACUGUUACUGCCCUGCGCCGCACUGUGCCCCCUGCAGUCCCUGGCAUUACCUUCCUGUCUGGUGGCCAGAGUGAGGAGGAGGCCUCCGUGAACCUGAACGCCAUGAACCAGUGCCCUCUGCACAGGCCCUGGGCCCUGACCUUCUCAUACGGUCGUGCCCUGCAGGCCUCUGCCCUCAAAGCCUGGGGUGGCAAGAAGGAGAAUGGGAAGGCAUGCCAGGAAGAGUUCAUCAAGAGAGCUCUGGCUAACAACCUGGCCUGCCAGGGCAAAUAUGUUUCCGCUGGAAGCAGCGCUGCCGGUGGAGAGUCACUGUUUGUGGCUAACCACGCUUAUUAAGCAUGGACACUCACCGAUUCCCUUUCCACCUUCUUCCCAACAUUAUUACGUCACCAUGGAAAAGGCACCACCUAACAGCACUUUUACAGCAUCUUGGAAGAAAGCACAAGAGAAAGAUGGGAAAAACACUUUCCCUUGAGUUGUUGAUGCAGCCAGGAGAUCCUGAAAAAAUGUUCUGCCUCCAUUCCCUUACCUUUUAUUUUUUAACACCCUUUCUCAAGUGAAGAUUCCCACAAUGUUUUUACAAAACCUUUUUCCUUGGUUUGAUUCCACCAAAUCCAGUAUAUGAUUUAUACUGGUACCAUUGAAUAAAGUAUUUACCUUAACAUGUGGCUUUA
Dicentrarchus labrax (European seabass) is the source of this 1574-nucleotide messenger RNA. RefSeq names its product aldolase a, fructose-bisphosphate, b (gene aldoab). Gene Ontology annotation, cellular component: cytosol. The coding region runs from base 145 to 1236 and encodes 363 amino acids. Gene Ontology annotation, molecular function: fructose-bisphosphate aldolase activity. The record is from RefSeq and is a predicted model, not a curated record. NCBI's taxonomy places the organism in Eukaryota, Metazoa, Chordata, Actinopteri, Moronidae. Gene Ontology annotation, biological process: glycolytic process; fructose 1,6-bisphosphate metabolic process. The transcript is spliced from 7 exons.